AUGAUAAUCAACUUAGUAGCGGAGGCAUAUCCAAUGAAAGUGGCGAUUCUACUACUAGUCGCGUCGUACAUUGUCAAUGUUUUCACAUGGUCGUCUGCGUGGACGUAUUCGUCGCCGGCGACGCGACCGGCUACUGCAAUCUCUCCCUUCCGUUGGCUAGCGACGUCGAGUAGUACCGAAGGUGAUGCGUUUUCGAGCUCUGUUUCAGAUGCUUCAGAUUUACUGCAAAAAAUUAGGAACAUGUCCAUUCGUAGCAUUAAGGAAGAACUUGUGCGGUACAAGGUUUCCACAACGGACGUGUUUGAAAAGGAGGAUCUCGUCCAGAGAUUGUUUCAAGCACGGCGGAAAAAUCCCACGCCACCGCCAACACCCAAUGCAAAACUGCGAAAUACAGCUGGUGUUAGAGACCUUUCCAAAAACGACAUGAUUGAGGUUCCGCUCUUGCUUACUUCCAUGGACAAAACGAUUCCCGUCCCGGCAGCGCACAUGCCAGCGAAUUACAAUACAAUGACUCCGACCGAACAACCCUAUGCAACUAUUCAAAUUGAAAUUCCUGGGGGAAGGACUCUAUCUUUAUUAUUGGAUACGGCCUGCUCCGGAUUUGUUUUGCGUCCGGAAGUAAUAUCUCGCUACAACUUGCCAAAAAUGUCGACGCCCGUGACUAUGACGGGAGCCGGUGGGACAACGGGUACCACUGGCUUGUCGCAGAUCCAGUCGUUUACCGUCAAAGGCGAUCCUCAGCAAACCCGUUUUGGACCUUUACCGGCCGCCGUGCAAGACAUUGGAGCCUUGCCGAAAGCUUUGGAUGGUAUCAUUGGUCUGUCCUUUCUCCAACAGUUUGUCUGCGUGGAGCUGAAUUUUCGGCACGGACUCGUGCGAUUCUUCCGCAAGACACCGCCAUCGAACAGCGAUGAUGACUGGCAGAUGAUUGCACACUCGGAAAUGCGUAUGUUACCGCGCUUGGGAAUUUACACCAUUCCAGUGCAGUUGGGAGGACGGGGCCCCGUGAAUAUGCUGGUAGAUUCCGGCGCGGCGUCGACCUUUCUCACGUGGAAAGGUGUGCAAGACUUGGGUUUGGACCGGACUUCACCGGCUAUUCAACCAAUUUCCGCCAUGGGUGCAUUGGGAUCCGACAAUGUAGCGAUUGCGCUCACCCAUCGUCUUCAUGUGAGUAGUACUCUUCAGUUAGGCAGAACAUCCUCGUACCCGGGUUUGUCCUUGAAGGGUCCGAGAGAUCGUUUGCCGAUUGAUAUUGGUCAAAUUCCCGUCGUACAGUCACUAGAAUCCGAAGGCUGCGGAGGCAUUCUUGGCAUUGAUGUGCUCAUGCGGUGUGGUGCGGUACGCUUUCACUUUCAGUCUUCAACCGGACGGACCAUGACUCUAUUCCAGUGA
Messenger RNA from Phaeodactylum tricornutum CCAP 1055/1, 1392 nucleotides. RefSeq lists its product with no specific name. The transcript has a single exon. The coding region runs from base 1 to 1392 and encodes 463 amino acids. NCBI's taxonomy places the organism in Eukaryota, Bacillariophyta, Bacillariophyceae, Surirellales, Neidiaceae. The record is from RefSeq and is a predicted model, not a curated record.